AUGGUCGAGAACGAAACAAGUGAAGAAGCAUCACUUCUACUGUGCGACAAGCUUGCGGUUUCUAAGAUGAUGAGCGCUGUUCAAGACCAUUCACGGAGAUGUCCGGAAGACGUUCAGCUUGUCAAGAAACACGAAGCGGUUGGCACAAAACGGCUGUACGAAUAUUUCUCCAACAGGAACAUAUCCGUUGGGGACCAUGCUCACGAUCGUAACACCACCGUCAACAAAAUUAUAAGAGAAAAAAACGGGACAAGCAACUCCAAUGAUAGAUGGCACGCCGUCAAGGCAACCAACCCUAAAAGGAAUGAAGAUGAUAGCGUUCGGCACGAAAAAAAUGAAGGGAAGACGUGGCAUGCCGAGCUAUCGGACAAAUGCAAGCCGGUACGCAACCACGCCUACUUCGCAAAGGCAACCUGCGAUGGCAGCGCUACCAAGUUGCGGAACACGCUGAUGAACUGCGUCCAUCAUUUUUGUGGACGACAUAAACAGUGCGAUGAGGACUCCCCCUGCAAGUUGAAAGGGUAUGUACCCACCGCGCUGCUAAUUCAAGAUCCGUUUGCGGAGGAGCUGUUAUUCUAUUUCGUGAGAUCGACUACGAUAUUCAGAAAUGCUGAAGACUAUGUCGAAGCAAAGGAUACCUACCAUGUUGAGUCAUUCAACAACAGCAUGCUGAUUUAUUUGGACAAGAGGGUGCACUAUCUGGAUGACACGUACAACCUCAGGCAAAGCCUUGCAGUGCUGGGCUGGAACGAGCAUGUCGGUCGGCACCACACGUCGACUUACUUCAUCGAAGACUCCCGUCACCCCGAUCGGCAAGGCGGGAAGAAGAAUUACACUAGGAAGAAAAUUAGUUUCGUUCACGAUAUCCGGCGUCUGGUGCUGGAUACUGCAGCCGUGAACGAGACGAGCCACGUGACUGACCAGUCCAUCUCCGAAGACGAUUCGUGAAUUCCAGCCCCAAAGCUCCUGCCAUACCCCUCGGAAGGCUGAAAGAUCGAAGAUAUGAUGACAAGUGUCUCACACAACCAUGUACAAAUAAUGAAAUUUGAAUAAUGGCGCGCCAAGCUAGCCUUAUCGCCACUCCCAGACUGGUAACUGAACACGACGCGGAAUUCUUCAAAAUAAAAUGUG
Messenger RNA from Ixodes scapularis (black-legged tick), 1131 nucleotides. RefSeq lists its product as uncharacterized. The coding region runs from base 1 to 948 and encodes 315 amino acids. Lineage: Eukaryota; Metazoa; Arthropoda; Arachnida; Ixodida; Ixodidae. The transcript has 4 exons. The record is from RefSeq and is a predicted model, not a curated record.